Geodia barretti is the source of this 1185-nucleotide messenger RNA. The record is from the annotation of a GenBank genome assembly. Lineage: Eukaryota; Metazoa; Porifera; Demospongiae; Tetractinellida; Geodiidae.
AUGAACAUCCACGAAUAUCAAGCCAGCCAAAUUUUAGAAUCCUAUGGUGUUAAUACACUACCCGGUAAGGUCGCCGAAACGCCAGAGCAAGCCGAAACGAUUGCGCAAGAACUCAAUUGUCCUACAUACGUUAUCAAGGCACAGAUCCAUGCGGGUGGGCGCGGGAAGGGUGGCGGGGUCAAACUUGCAAAUACACCCGCCGAAGUUAAACAACAUGCCGAUGCUAUCCUCGGAAUGCAACUGGUGACACCCCAGACCGGUCCUGAAGGCAAACGUGUCCGUAAAGUGCUUAUCGCUGAAGCCGCGGAAAUAGAGAAAGAAUUCUACCUCGCCAUAUUGCUCGAUCGGGAAACGUCACGACUCACCUUAAUCGGAAGCGAAGAGGGGGGUGUCAACAUCGAAGAGAUUGCAGCACAAACCCCAGAAAAAAUUAUUACAACACAGAUCCAUCCAGCCUUCGGAUUAACCGAGUUCCAAGCGCGGGAGUUCGCAUACAAACUCAUCACCGAUACAAACUACCGUUCUGUUAUCCCGAACGCCACCAAAUUGAUUCUGUCACUUUACAAUGCGUUUACUGAAUGCGACUGUUCACUCGUGGAGAUUAAUCCACUGGCAAUUGUAAAAUCGGAUGACGAAUUAGAUAUUGUCGCGCUCGAUUCCAAGGUAAACCUCGAUGAUAACUCACUCUGGCGACACCCUGAUAUAACUGAGAUGCGCGAUCCACACGAAGAGGAUCCGAGUGAAUUAGAAGCAAGCGAAUCGGGUUUGAGUUACAUCCGCCUUGAUGGCGACAUCGGUUGCAUGGUGAACGGCGCAGGACUCGCUAUGGCAACGAUGGACAUCAUCAAACAGAACGGUGGCGAACCGGCGAACUUUCUUGACGUCGGAGGGGGUGCAUCUGUAGAGGCAGUUGCACACGCUUUCCGUCUCAUCCUCGCAGACGAAAACGUGAAGGCUGUUCUCGUUAACAUCUUCGGUGGUAUCAUGAAAUGCGACACAAUCGCAAACGGUAUCGUCGAAGCAGCAAAACAGGUCGAACUCAAUGUCCCGCUUGUGGUUCGGUUAGAAGGGACAAACGUGGAACUUGGAAAACAGAUCAUUGCCGAGUCGGAUUUGAACGUUCAACAAGCAGAGGGGCUCUCUGAAGCGGCACAACUCGCGGUAGCCGCAGCGAAUCCUGCAUAA